AUGUGUGGCAUAUCUUGCAUCCUUGCCCUACAGCAUUCCCAUCACAAGCUUCCAGAUGUAGCCAAGCUCAACAAGCCUAUUCCUGGUGUUCAAACAAACGGUGACACAGAUCACACAAAGCUUGCCGUCGAGCUUGAUGCUUCUCUUGACCAGAUCAAACACCGCGGACCCGACUCUCGCGGCCAGUGGAUCAGCAAUGACAAGCGCGUUGCUUUUGGUCAUGUUCGUCUAGCCAUCAAUGACCUGUCACCCGAUGGUAUCCAACCUUUCCAUGACAAUGAUCGCACCGUCCAUGCCGUCGUCAAUGGCGAAUUCUAUGACUACGAUAACAUCCGCAAAGACCUCGAAGCCAAGACAGACUACAAGUUCCGUGGUCGUUCAGACUCGGAACUCGCCAUUGCUCUGUACAAGUACUACGGUCUCAACUUCCUUCAUCACCUGAGAGGCGAGUUUGCCUGUGUCAUCUUUGAUGAGUCGCAGCAGCUCUUGAUUGCAGCCAGAGACAGAUACGGCAUCAAGCCGCUGUUCUGGACUGUCCAAGACGGACGUUUGCUGAUUGCGGCCGAGAUCAAGGCUUUCUUGCCUUUGGGCUGGAAACCCGAGUGGGACGUCAAAAGUCUACUCGAUGCUGGCUGGAAUCACGAUGAAAGAACUCUAUUCAAAGGCAUUGCCAAGGUCCGUCCUGGCCACUACCUCACCUGCCAAUCUUUCGACCACAUCGAACAGCGCCCUUACUGGGACAUCAGCUACCCCGACAAACAUGCAGUCGAUCCACGUACCCCCGAAGAGAUGAUCGAGGGAGUCCGUCAACGCAUGCUCGACGCCAUCAAACUACGUCUCCGAGCCGAUGUUCCCGUUGGAGUCUACCUCAGUGGUGGUAUCGACUCGUCAGUAAUUGCUGGAAUGGUCACACAUCUCGUCAAGGAGCAGGGAAUAGCCAUGGGCAGCGCAAAUCCCACAGACCGCGUUUCGUGUUUCAGUAUUGCAUUCGACGAAGAGUCUGGCUUUGACGAAUCCGCCAUUGCCAAUCGCACCGCUGAAUGGCUCGGAGUGCGAUACAUUAAGAAGCACAUGAAUGAGGAAGAGCUGGCCAAGCGUUUUGAGGAUGCUACUUGGCACUGCGAACACCACAACCCCGACUUCAACUUUGUCGGCAAGUAUGCACUUUCAGAAGUUCCUCAAGAAGUCGGAUUCAAGGUUGUUCUGACUGGUGAGGGCGCCGACGAGAAUUUCGCCGGCUACCCUCUGUAUCUGCCAGACUAUCUCCGCGAGUCUGACCUCAGUUGGACAAAGCACAACACACUGCCUGAAAGUGAGAGGGAGCACCAACUCGAUCUCGCAGAAACGGCCGCCAUCGACUACUACACUUCUGUUGGUGCUGAUGUGUCAAAUCGAGGUCCAUCUGUUGCACGCCGCAUGCUCAAUGACAUUACUACUGUCAGUAGUAUGGCGGCUUUCCAGCUCGACAUCUUUGCUCCUUGGACGAGUUGCUACGGUAAAUGUGAUCCCCAGGUCACAAUUGCCAACAAUGCCGAUGGACGUGUUCGUAAUCUGAUCACUGACUCUUGGCAUCCUCUCCAUUCGGCGCAAUAUGUUUGGUCCAAAGGACAUUUGGCCAACAUUUUCUUGACAUGUCUUGGUGAUCGUACAGAGAUGGCACACAGCAUUGAAGCACGCACACCCUUCCUUGAUCAUCCGCUGACCGAGUAUGUCAACAAUCUCCCGCCAUCAGCCAAGCUCAGGUGGGAGCCCGAAGCAAAGAGGUUCACCGAAAAGUGGGUACUGCGAGAAGCAUCAAAGCCUUUUAUCACAAAGGAGUUGUAUGAACGCAAGAAGCACCCCUACUCUGCGCCAACAACUUGGCCCAAGGGUGGACCUCUGAACAAGCUCCUAGAUAAACUGAUCACUGAAGACAGCAUCAAACAGUUGGGCUUCGUUGACUGGGAGAGAUGCAAGGGGCUGACGGCUAGGGCGUUUGGUGAGAAUGGUGACCCUAUGGCAAUGAGAUAUGCCAUCGUCGUGGCUGAGUGGGUCAUUCUGGGGCAGCGAUUCGGUGUCGCAAAGGCCGAGAAGCCUGAGGGAUAUUGA
Molecule: messenger RNA, 2088 nt
Organism: Aureobasidium melanogenum CBS 110374
Lineage: Eukaryota; Fungi; Ascomycota; Dothideomycetes; Dothideales; Saccotheciaceae
Product: asparagine synthase
Exons: 3
Coding region: 1-2088 (695 amino acids)
Cellular component (GO): cytosol
Molecular function (GO): asparagine synthase (glutamine-hydrolyzing) activity
Source: RefSeq, a predicted model, not a curated record